Molecule: messenger RNA, 2622 nt
Organism: Myxocyprinus asiaticus (Chinese sucker)
Lineage: Eukaryota; Metazoa; Chordata; Actinopteri; Cypriniformes; Catostomidae
Product: major facilitator superfamily domain-containing protein 8-like
Exons: 12
Coding region: 50-1498 (482 amino acids)
Biological process (GO): transmembrane transport
Molecular function (GO): transmembrane transporter activity
Source: RefSeq, a predicted model, not a curated record
GAAUGACCAAGCUCUGGGAAAAUAACAUACAUACGAUACGAUACGACUGAUGGAUUAUCGACAAAAAAGAAAACUUUCUUUUCUUACUAUUGGAUUAAUAUUUCUUUUGAGCGGCGUGGAAUAUGCUGUCAUUCUACCUACAAUAUGGAGAUAUCUGCAGUUAUUAGAGGCACCACCCUAUUUUCUCGGCUUGGGUCUGUCUGCGUUCAGCUUCAGUGGACUGGUGACAGGUCCAGUGUUUGGCCAUUGGUCUGACAAAACCAGAACUACAAAGAAAAUCAUCCUCUUCUCCAACGUUUUUGAAAUCGUGGGAAACUUUAUGUAUUUCAUGGGAUAUUCAAAAUGGCUUUUGUUGUCCAGUCGUCUUGUUGCAGGUAUCGGAGCGGGAGCUGGUUCCUCCAUCUUUGGGUUCCUCACAAGGACUACCCUUCCUGAUGAGCGAGCGAGAGUCUUUGCUGCUGUAAUGGCCUGCCGUCAGGCUGGACUUCUGAUUGGACCAGCCUUUAAUAUCUUUCUGAGGUUGUGUGAUUUUAAACUGGGCCCAUUUGUUGUAAACAAGUACACCUCACCUGGGCUCUUCAUGUGCGGGAUGUGGCUGCUCAUGCAGUUAGCGGUGAUGGUCGUGUACUGGGACAUCCCACCACUAGACUCCAUCUCUGAGCAGAACACCCCCCUUAGAGAGGUCAGAGGUGAAGAGGAGGAGGAGCCUCUCAUGAGUCUGGAAGAUCAAGACAGAACCGUAGGAGUGGAAUCGUGUGGAUCGGUCAACCCCGAACAGACUGAGACCCAGCUCUCAUCUGAACUCCCACCUUCUCCUCCUGAUUCCCCCCCUACAGCUACUUCCGACCCCUUUGAAAACUUCAAUGCAAGCCAAGAGUUUCUCAGGGAGGAGGUUGUGGUUCUCCUGACCGCUCAGUUCAUCACGCUCUUCAAUCAGACAGCACUCGAGACCAUGGUGACACCUCUUACGCAGAAGUACUUUGGCUUUGGUGAGCUGGGGAACAGUGUGAUGUACAGCCUGUGUGGGGUGGAGGUAAUUGCAGGUUUCUUCCUGGUGCGCUGGCUGAGUCGUGUGCUGGAGGACCGGGUGGUGCUGGCGGUAGGGCUGGUCAUCUGCAGCGGGGCUUGUGUCUGGUGCCUCAUUUUCCUGGCCAACCCACAGGGUGGUUUUGCAUUUGAGUUGAUGGAGUUCAUCAUUGGAGUGUUUCUGCAGUUACUGGGACUUCCUUUUGUGGCCGUGUCUCAGGUGUCCCUCUUUUCUAAAGUUACAGCUGAAAAGACACAAGGCUUUAGUCAGGGUGUGCGGCGUUCAGUCGGUGGUCUUGCCACCAUCUUGGGUCCCCUGUGGGCAGGUGGUCUAAUAGGAAAUCUAUAUGUGAUGCUGGGUAUGAUGAUGUUUCUACUGACCCUCAUCAUGAUCAUGAUGGUGUUGUCCUAUGAGAAGCUGGUGGAGCCACCCAGAGUAGAGCACGCACAGGACUCAGAGAAUGGAGGAUAGAGACCACCCUUCCCUUUACAGGACACAGAGCAAGAGCCCCUCUCUCUCUGCGGUCUGUCAGCCAAAAUUUAGUGCUCGUGUGGGGCUGUACAGAGCAGAUGCUGAAACAGUAGGAGAUAAGAGGCCCUGCCAGGGCCAGCAGACCACAAACAGCAAGAAGGGCACACACGCACACAUUACACACACAUAUUACAUUUGGCAGAGCAUCUAAUUAAUUCUGUCAUCAUAUUUUGGGUUUAUGCUGCGGAUUUUUGCAUUCUGAAUUAAAAUGUUUGUAAUUUUCCCCUUAUGUCUAACUUGACGUAGCAUCUCUAAAGCACAUUUUUAUCAUAUUUACUGAGUGAGUCUUUUUUAUGAAAAUGUCAUAUUUCAAUUGAAUAUCUGCUAACAAUUGUGUGAUCUAGUGGUUCUCAACUGGUGGGUCGCAAUAAUGUUCUGAUAGGGUUGCAGACAGCAGGGAAAAAAACUGAUAAAUGCAAAUAAUAAAACACAACUGUCAGUAUAAUCGCACAUUGUGAGGAUAGCAAUAUAAAUGUGUUUAUUAAUUAUAAAAAGGGACAUGCUCUCAUUAAAAACCAUGCACAAAACUACAUUUUUUGACAAUUUUUGACUACAACCCAGACUAUAUUAAAAACUGGUUCACUUGCAAUGAGGAUAAACAUGGUUUGUGCUGACCACAAUGUGUUUUGUACUUCUUGGUAGUUCAUAGUAAUAUUAUAGUAAAAAAUCUCAAUGUUUUAUUUGAAAUACAUUACUUACUUUUGUACUAUAAAACAUUUGAGUUUUUUUUCCAAUGUAAAAUCUGGAGUUAAAACCUGUUAAAAACCACUGCUCUCCUGAGUAUGGAUGUUUACAGUGAAUCAACACAUGAUGGUGCUAUUGUCCCUUAAAGAGAUUCACAUAACAGAACUGAAAAUAACUGCAGGACCCUGUACAUGAGAAUGUGUGUGUGUGUGUGUGUGUGUGUGGGUGUGUGAGAGAGAGAUGGUUAGAUAGAGAAAGGGAAAGAGAUAGAAGGAGAUCGAUGAUAAAGUGAAGGAAAUUGAGUUUCUCAAAAACAAAUGAUUCAUGCAAUUAUUCUGCACAUAUCAUCGGUCAUUUCCCCUGAUAUUUACCCAUACUUA